This is a messenger RNA of Gilbertella persicaria, 195 nucleotides long. RefSeq lists its product as uncharacterized. Bases 1 to 195 code for a protein of 64 amino acids. NCBI's taxonomy places the organism in Eukaryota, Fungi, Mucoromycota, Mucoromycetes, Mucorales, Choanephoraceae. The record is from RefSeq and is a predicted model, not a curated record. The transcript has 2 exons.
AUGUCAGAAGACAAGCAAAAACCUUUUGUUUUCAAUAAACACAGUGACACACCCGACACAAAGCCUCAUCAACAUCGUUGUAAUGGACACCUCGAAGAUGCUUUAGAAGGGCUGUUAGCUUUUGAUAUCAUUAAACCUUUUGGUGUCUUUUUUGAAUGUCAAGAACCUCCUCGAUAUAAACCCAAUCAAAAAUAA